Messenger RNA from Trichoderma gamsii, 708 nucleotides. RefSeq lists its product as hypothetical. Lineage: Eukaryota; Fungi; Ascomycota; Sordariomycetes; Hypocreales; Hypocreaceae. The transcript has a single exon. The coding region runs from base 1 to 708 and encodes 235 amino acids. The record is from RefSeq and is a predicted model, not a curated record.
AUGUCUGCUCGUUCUGACAACGCCGUCGUCAUCAUCGGCUCCGGCCCUGGAAUUGGCAGCAACACUGCCGCCGUGUUCGCGGCCAACAAAUUCAACAAGGUCGCUCUCGUUGCAAGGAAUCCUACGCAGCUUGAGAAAGAUGCGACCUUUGUUACAACUGCUUCCAAUGGCAAUGCCACUGUGAAGACCUACUCCACCGACGUCCUCGAUCCUGCCAAGUUUACCACCACACUUGCCCAGAUCAGCAAAGAUCUCGGAACGGUUGAGUUUGUCUUAUUCAACGCAGCCAUAGUCGCAGAGUCUAGCCAUCAAGAAGUCAGCGACGAUGAGCUCCUGCGUGACUUCAAAAUCUCUACGAUUGCGCUGAACAACCUCUCCAAAUGGGCCUUCCCACAGCUUAUAGCUUUGGCAUCUUCUGAUGCCAGUGCUAAGCCUACAGUCAUUGUUACCAGCUCUCAUCUCCCCGAGGCCCCAGAGACCAAUCUCGUCUCUUUGUCCAUGUCCAAAGCAGCUCAGAAGAACUUUACUCGAACUCUCCGAAAGGUUUAUGAACCAAAAGGCGUUCACGUCGCUAUCCUGACCGUUGCUGGAUAUGUAACGGAGACAAACAAGUACCUGAACCCCCGGAACAUUGCCGAGCAAGCUUGGAACCUGUACAGCCAGCCAAAAGAAAGUUGGACUGAAGAUAUCAGAAUUGAGGAGCCAUGA